AUGAGGUGAAAAAAAUUCAAAAAUGAACGUCUAAUAUUUUUAAAAAAAUUCCAGAAGUUUUUCUCUGGUUUUUUUAGUUGAUUUUGACGAAGGUUUAUGCAUGAUUCUAGUCUAUUCUGCCUAAAAAAAUCUCAUAUUAGACUUAAUUUUUUGCGUCUAACAUUUUUAAAAACUUAAAUUAUUUGGAUUCAGGUUGAUUUUUGUCGCUCCACAGUUAGAGUCUUCACUGUUCUCGGAAGAAAAUGGUAAAAAUUUUUUUCAAUUUUAAAAAAAUUGAUAUCAAAAAGUUCUUAGUCGACAAAAAGUUCAACGGAAGAAUUCGUGUUGGUCAACACAACUGCACCGAAGAAAAAAAGAAGAAGAAGGCAAGUUGAUUUUUUUCUUCAACGGUAUAAAGAUUUUGAUAAAAUCAAUCAAGUUUUAUGGAAUAAAGUUUUUUUACCUCGCGUGAAGUUACGUUUUGAAAGCAGCAAAAAAAAAUUUACCAUAAAAGAAUCUUUUUUUGGUUUUCUGCUUCAGAAAAGAGUACAGCAAAAAAGGUCUUGAAGCGCAGUUGUCCAAACUUUAAAUCCCGUUUAUUUUUACAGAAAACAGAAAAGUUCGCAUGGAAUGGGUACAGUAAAUCCGAAAUUUUUUUCAGUUAUUAAAUUGCUAAAAAAAUACUUCAAAUGUAGCAAUAAAAAGGCCGAUUUCAUUGCAACGAGUUUGAAUUUUCCUUUCAGUCGAAGAAAAAAUCAACUGAAGAAACUCGUUCGGUCGAAUCAUCUGAGCCGAUGAAGAACAGUAAGAAAAAGGCAAGUUUUGUAUCGAAAUAAAUACUUACUUCUCUAUUUUGAGGUAGCUAACAAGAAAAAACGGAAGAAGAAGAAGAAGAUAGCCUGUGAAGUGUUAAAUCAUUCCACAACUGGACCCAAUCCCAGAAUGGAUCAGUUUUUCAGAGCAGGUUAUUCAAAAACAUUUUUUUAAGAAAUUGAUUUUCUCUCUCUUUUGCUAAAAAAAUAUAAGUUUCGUUUUUCAGAAUAGAAGCUGGAAACAAUUCGAUGAGGAGCAGAUUGACAGAAUCAUCGACUUGGAGGUGGCGGCUAACCACGUCAAGGAGUGGAUCGAAAAACUUAUCGUUAAGGUCUUUUCUUCAGGGUAUAAAUAGAGAAUAAAGUUUUGAUAGGGUAGAAGAAAAUAGACACUGUGGCCUGAUUUGGUAGCUAUUCUCCUUAAGUUAACACUUGAUUUGAUAAAUUUCCGUGCUUGGGAAUCUCUCGAAUCGAUUUUCGACUCAAAAUGAAAUCACAAAGUUCGGAUUUAAUGCUUACUUUCGAUAGAUUCGCAUCAAAAGUUUAAAAUUUGUAUUGUUUCAGAGCAUCGUCUACAAUAAAGCGAAAGAAGAUGCAGCGGACGAAUUGAGCGAAAAUUUAUUCACCCAGGCAUCUUUGGUUUUGCGGAGUAAUUUGAUGGAAGCUCGAUCGGUUCAAAAGGAUCUGCAAAACUUUGUGAUUUUUUGCAAGAAAGAGUUCAUGCACUCGUUCUCCGUUCAGAGCUCCAUUUUUGUCGUGAGUUUCAUGGGAACAUACAGAAGAGAUCCAUAAAAAAUCAAUUUCAUCGAAAAACGGGUCUUGACACGAUUCAAAAAAAAAAAGAUAGUGAGACUGAUUGCUGAAAAACUGAAAGUUUGGGAAACUUAUAUUUCGCAGAAACCUUGAAGAAAAGCCGACUAAUUCCAAUUUUAAAAGUAUAGGCUCUGUCGAGUCACUUAUUUAGACUGCGAUUUCGAUUUUCCAUUCAAAUUUCAAAAUUAAGGAAAAAUAAUAAUCAACAAAACAAUUAAAAAUCAAAAAAUCGGUUAUAGGAAGGCCUGGCGAAGAUUCUGGAGAAACUCAGCCGCGUCGGCGACGCUUUGGCUUUCCUGGAAGCCGGCCUUGAGGUUGAGGAAAUACUUUUUCCCGUCAAAAAUUAUAAUUAUUCAAGGUUUUGGAAUAUGUCAGCUGUGAAUAUCUUCUCACGACUUUCGCCAAUGUUGAAGCUGAAAUCUGCAAGCUGAGCCUUCACGAUGGAGCGCACUUUGGAGAGUCUCACUUUGAAAGUGGCGAUGGUUGGGACCACUACCGGGAGGUUGGAAUCAAGAUGGAGUUGAAAUGAAGGUUUGGAUGAAGCUUAAAUCAUAGGGAAAAGGUGUUAUUUGAUCCAUUUUGAACAAAGUUAAAUGAAGAAAAUGAAUUAUUCCAUUUGAAGUACGUUUUCCUGAAUUCCGUCAGCUUUUUCGUAUGAAAAUAUGAAAAACUGGAACUUUUUUGAGUUUUCAAACAUGAAGUUAAAUCACUGAAAACUCCUGACGAUGAAAAUCUGCUUAUUUUUUUUCAACUCGAAAAUUCUCUUCUAAUUUUACAGUUAUUUGAAUUUUUUCAGUAUGAGUAAGCUGUAAAAAAAGAGAGGCUUUUGAAAAAAAUAAAUUUUUUUGUCUGAUUUUUCGGGGCUUGUGGCAUUUUUUUAUUCUCAGCUAAUUUUUGGUCUUUUUCAGAUGCGGCUUCUGACCCCUUCUACUCAUCGAAAAUUAACGAUACCUUUAAUUUUUUUGACUUUGCCUGAAACUCACCAUUAUUUCUUUUUUUAA
This is a messenger RNA of Caenorhabditis auriculariae, 2605 nucleotides long. NCBI's taxonomy places the organism in Eukaryota, Metazoa, Nematoda, Chromadorea, Rhabditida, Rhabditidae. The record is from the annotation of a GenBank genome assembly.